AUGGACGACAUCAUUGGUACGCCGAUCGAAAUAGAAACAACCUACAGAAAAUCGACUCGUUUUGAGAGAAUUGAUCGAUCGGAUCCCCGGUGGGAGGGCUACAGGAAGGUACGAACCGUCGUUUUUGUCGAAGAGCAAGGUGUUGCGCUGAAUGAGGAAUUCGAUGCACAGGACAGCGAUGAAAUUACGCAACACUUUGUCUUGGAAGUGAUCGAGAAAGGAACGGAUUUCCACAAUCAACAAGUUGUCGGCGUGCUUCGAUUUCAGCUUUGUGGCACCUACGUGAAGUUGGAACGUGUAGCACUGCUGAAGGAAUUCCGUGGAGGCGUUCUAGGACAAUGUUUAGUGAAUGAGGGAGUAAAUUAUUUUCUGAAAAAUUUCCAAGGGAAAAUUCUUGUCGCUCACGCUCAAACGGCUAAGUUGCGAUUCUACGAACGACUCGGAUUCAUACCGAUUUCCCUAGAAUUUUUCGAAAAGCUUAACGAUGUCGUGAUUCCGCAUAAGACGAUGGUUUUGCCGGCAUUUGGAAAUUCAACAAUGUCGAUACAUUUUGUUCAGCAUUCGGAGUAUGAGGGGGAUUGCUUUGAUCAGAAAACGGUUGCUCGAAUCGAGAGAGUGCUGGGAUCAAUUUCAUUUAUUCCAUUGUGUGCUUUAGCUCAACGAAUACCGGACGGAUGUGGAUUAGAAAGGAAUAAACUUAUUCAGCUUGCUUUUCAAAUGCAAAAUCAUCUUCUAAAGCAAUCUGGACUCUUGAAAGACAUAAACUAUCCCAACGAAGAUAUCAUCGAAAACCAAUCAGUUUCAACGGAACUGGAAAAUUUAUCAAAGUCUGGCUGGAAAAUGUUAAACAUUGGGUUCUACUCGUCAGUGCCAGAAUGUUGGAGAAUAUUUUAUACGAUUACAAAAUUUUGCGACGGUGUUUGGAAAGCUUUUGUGGAAAGUGAUUAUGAAACAGCUUUACGGGCAAUCGAUGAUGGCCUUUUGAUGGGAAGACGAGAGAAUUUACCUUAUGAAGGCCUACUGUUAACAAAGAUUGCAGAUCAUAUACACAAUCGCUUGCAAAGGCUAGAGUUGAGAUGGGAUUCUCUAAGAAACAACAACGUUGAAGCACCAAAGGAGAGAACAUUUGUGAAACCGUGGUGGAAUAUUAAGGAAAUGCCUAAAUUUGAAUUGUCUUCAGUGCUGCAAUGCUUGGACUCGGGAAUGCCUUGUGUUAUUCGAAAGUUUGCAAAGAAUAUGACUGCAUUUGAGAAAUGGAGUUUCUCAUAUCUGUCGUCGAUUGCUGGAGGAAGGACAGUACCGGUAGAAAUCGGAAGUCGCUAUGAUGAUGAGGAUUGGAGUCAAACCCUGAUGACUAUUGACGAAUUUUUGGAGGAUUUUGUGUUGUCAUCCGAUCAACUACUCCCAGGGUACUUGGCUCAACAUCGACUCUUCACACAAAUCCCACAGUUGUUUGAUGAUAUCGAUACAAAAGAAGUGGAAAUGAUAGGAAAAGACAUUGAUUGGAAUGUCUGGUUUGGGCCGGCUGGAACGAUUUCUUCAUUUCACCACGAUCCACGUGAUAAUCUCUUCAUUCAAAUUGUCGGCAGCAAAUUCCUUCGAUUAGCCCAUCCAUCGGACACCAAUAAGCUUUAUCCGAGGGACGAUAUUCUUAAGAAUACGAGUCAAAUAGAUGGAGAGAAUCCAGAUUUGAAUUCUUAUCCACUAUUCUCCGAAGCGCAAACAGUUGAUGUCAUUGUGAAUCCAGGAGAUGCCGUUUUAAUUCCAAAAUCUUAUUGGCAUUUUGUGAAAUCUCUUACUCCAUCAAUGUCUGUCUCGGCUUGGUUUGAUCCGCUUGAU
Mesorhabditis belari is the source of this 1839-nucleotide messenger RNA. NCBI's taxonomy places the organism in Eukaryota, Metazoa, Nematoda, Chromadorea, Rhabditida, Rhabditidae. The record is from the annotation of a GenBank genome assembly.